Messenger RNA from Carassius carassius (crucian carp), 2015 nucleotides. RefSeq names its product basic immunoglobulin-like variable motif-containing protein. Gene Ontology annotation, molecular function: DNA endonuclease activity; single-stranded DNA binding. Bases 215 to 1696 code for a protein of 493 amino acids. The record is from RefSeq and is a predicted model, not a curated record. The transcript has 10 exons. Gene Ontology annotation, cellular component: nucleus. Gene Ontology annotation, biological process: nucleotide-excision repair. NCBI's taxonomy places the organism in Eukaryota, Metazoa, Chordata, Actinopteri, Cypriniformes, Cyprinidae.
UGUGUUUGAGAUUGGUAGAGCCCGUUGAAACACAACUAACGUUAGGUAAUCCAACAGAGAGGUCGUGCAGCGCAUUAUAAUGAAUCUAUUCUUGCAGAAUUGGCCAAUCAUUGGAUGAGAUUCCUUCUUUGAGCUCUCUUCUUGGAUCAAGUACGUGACAGGUGGAGCUCAUCUGUAGCUUAUUCUCUUAACCAUCAUCCCAGUUCUUCGUUCAAUGCCUAACACUGUGGAAAGUGAAGGCUCCAAGGUAUCUGCUAGUACUGAUCAGGAGGCCCCAUCACGGGCCCCAGCCAGAGAGGAUGAGCGUGAGCGCAGCUUCCUGAGUCCGAUGACGCGUGAUGCGCUGCGGGUACGACGGGCCUCCAGCGCAGAGCUCCAGCUUCCAUGGACCUGCCCUGUAACACACUCCCGAGAGAAGUUCUACACCGUCUGCUCGGACUAUGCACUGCUCAACCGAGCCCGACCCAUUAACACAUCUGAAGAUACGCCACCGACCAACACAGACACCACAUCAUUAGUCAAGACCAGCGCUACAACCCCUUCCCAGUGUCACUCAGGGGGGAACUGUGAUAUGGAGGUUGUGUCAUCCAGCAACAAGCCUGUGCUCGCCUGGGAGAUUGACACCUCUGAUUUUGAUGCGGUUUUAACACGGAAAGCCAGAACAAGUAAUUUAAAGAAAUUCAACUCUAAGAAAAUGAAAUCAUCUGACAGACCAAGCAGAAAUCUGCAAGAUCUCCCAGCACAAGCGUCUCUGGAGGAGAUCAAACAGAGAAAAGUCUUGGACCUCCGUAGAUGGUACUGCAUCAGCCGCCCCCAAUAUAAGACCUCAUGUGGGAUCUCUUCUCUUGUCUCCUGUUGGAACUUUCUCUACAGUACUUUAGGAGCAGGCAGUCUCCCACCUAUUUCUCAAGAAGAAGCCCUGCACAUACUUGGUUUCCAGCCUCCGUUUGAAGAUAUCAAGUUUGGACCAUUCACUGGCAAUGCCACUUUGAUGCGAUGGUUCAGACAAAUCAACGAUAAUUUUCGUGUUCGGGGAUGCUCUUACAUUCUGUACAAACCUCAUGGCAGGCACAAGACAGCGGGAGAGACCGCUGAGGGGGCACUGCUGAAGCUGACGCAGGGGCUUAAAGACGAGUCCAUGGCCUACAUUUACCACUGUCAGAAUCACUACUUCUGUCCUGUGGGCUAUGAAGCUACACCACUAAAAGCAGCCAAAGCUUACAGGGGGCCACUGCCACUUAAUGAGAUGGAGCACUGGAUUCUCAUUGGUGAACCAAGCAGGAAACACCCUGCAAUCCACUGUAAAAAAUGGGCAGAUAUUGUGACAGAUCUGAACACCCAAAACCCAGAAUACUUUGACAUUCGCCACAUAGAGAGAGGCAUUCAGUAUCGCAAAACCAAAAAAGUUGGAGGCAAUCUGCAUUGCAUCAUGGCCUUCCAGAGAGUCAACUGGCAAAAGUUGGGACCAUGGGCACUGAAUUUGGAAAAUCUGAGGCAUGAUCUCCACCAUCAGGCUCCAGAACACAGAGGUCAAGCUGCGCCAGAGGAUGGUUCUGAGGAGCGAGCAGAGAAACGUCUGGGCAGAUCCCUCAGUAUGGGGAACAAGUCUGAGAAUGCCUGGAAGCGUUUGUCCAACACAGAGUACAGGCACAGAAGCUCUCCAGACAGUGACCUAGAUGAAGACAUAACUGACUAAAUCUAAAGUGUCCAACCCUCCUCCUGAUGAGCCAAUUGAGUUUUCGACAGUUUUAAACACGAAUAUUUACCUUCCCAUGUUGUUAGCAAUAAUGGAAAGUUAGAAUUGCAUAUCAUAGAUGAGGUUGCAAGCAAAAAGGUGGGGUUAAUGCUCUGGUAAUUAUAAGGAAGAAGCCAUUUGUGGAGGGUGCCACAAUUUUACAGGAAAUUCCAGAGCCCUCAGUAAUGUGGCAUUAAAUUAAGAUUAGAAAUACUUAAAGGGGUCAUAUGAUGUGAUUUAAAAAUUUUCGUUCUCUUUGGAGUAUUAAAAGCUCUUGGUA